ACCAUAGCUCACUCGUCACACACUUGUCCCUCACAUCUCUCUCACCACCAUGGAUCUCCUUCUCUUGGAGAAGACCCUAAUAGGUCUCUUCAUCGCUAUAGUCGUCGCAAUCAUCGUCUCCAAGCUCCGCGGCAAGAAGUUCAAGCUCCCUCCCGGUCCUAUCCCCGUCCCCGUCUUCGGCAACUGGCUCCAAGUCGGCGAUGACCUCAACCACCGCAACCUUACUGACAUGGCUAAAAAAUUCGGCGACGUGUUCAUGCUCCGCAUGGGGCAGCGCAACCUCGUCGUGGUCUCGUCACCUGACCUGGCCAAGGAGGUCCUCCACACUCAGGGCGUCGAGUUCGGCUCCCGAACGAGGAACGUCGUGUUCGACAUCUUCACCGGGAAAGGACAGGACAUGGUGUUCACCGUGUACGGUGAGCACUGGAGGAAAAUGAGGAGGAUAAUGACGGUUCCUUUCUUCACCAACAAGGUGGUGCAGCAGUACCGCCACGGCUGGGAGGCGGAGGCGGCGGCGGUGGUGGAGGACGUGAAGAAACACCCCGAGGCCGCCACCAGCGGGAUGGUGCUACGUAGGAGGCUGCAGCUGAUGAUGUACAACAACAUGUACAGGAUCAUGUUCGACAGGAGAUUUGAAAGCGAGGAGGACCCUCUGUUCGUGAAACUUAAGGGUUUGAAUGGAGAGAGGAGCCGACUUGCGCAGAGCUUUGAGUAUAAUUACGGUGACUUUAUUCCCGUGCUCCGGCCGUUCCUCCGAGGGUACCUGAAGAUCUGUAAGGAGGUGAAGGAGAAGAGGAUUCAGCUCUUCAAGGACUAUUUCGUCGAUGAGAGAAAGAAACUUGCAAGCACACAGGUCACAACUAAUGAAGGAUUGAAGUGUGCCAUUGACCACAUCUUGGACGCUCAACAGAAAGGAGAGAUCAACGAGGACAAUGUCCUUUACAUCGUCGAGAACAUUAACGUCGCCGCCAUUGAAACUACACUAUGGUCAAUCGAGUGGGGAAUAGCCGAGCUUGUGAACCACCCCGAAAUCCAGAAGAAGCUGAGGGAUGAGCUCGACACUGUCCUAGGCCAUGGAGUUCAAGUCACAGAACCCGAACUUCACAAGCUACCGUACCUUCAAGCCGUGGUGAAGGAAACCCUAAGGCUUCGCAUGGCGAUCCCCCUCCUCGUCCCACACAUGAACCUCCACGAUGCCAAGCUCGGAGGGUUCGACAUUCCGGCGGAGAGCAAGAUCUUGGUGAAUGCUUGGUGGCUAGCGAACAACCCUGCACACUGGAAGAAACCAGAGGAGUUUAGGCCUGAGAGGUUUUUGGAAGAGGAGUCAAAGGUUGAGGCCAAUGGCAAUGACUUCAGGUACCUUCCGUUUGGUGUCGGCCGGCGAAGUUGUCCCGGGAUUAUUUUGGCACUGCCAAUCCUUGGGGUUACUUUGGGACGUUUGGUCCAGAACUUUGAGAUGUUACCUCCUCCAGGACAGACUCAGCUUGACACUACGGAGAAAGGUGGACAGUUUAGCCUGCAUAUCUUGAAGCACUCUACCAUAGUCAUGAAGCCAAGGGCAUAACUCACACAGUAGAGAUGUUACGUGUUUUGAAUAUGUGAAAAUACCAGAGACAAAAGUGGGAUGUGGUAUGUUGUGGCUUGUGUAAAUCUUUGAACUUUGAUUAAUGAUAAUGGCUUUUAAAACUUUGCAAUAAAACUUCAUUCUCUUGGUUCUCUUAA
Messenger RNA from Fragaria vesca subsp. vesca, 1722 nucleotides. Its product is annotated as trans-cinnamate 4-monooxygenase-like. The coding region runs from base 50 to 1564 and encodes 504 amino acids. Gene Ontology annotation, biological process: lignin metabolic process. The transcript has 3 exons. The record is from RefSeq and is a predicted model, not a curated record. Lineage: Eukaryota; Viridiplantae; Streptophyta; Magnoliopsida; Rosales; Rosaceae. Gene Ontology annotation, molecular function: trans-cinnamate 4-monooxygenase activity; iron ion binding; heme binding.